Pristis pectinata (smalltooth sawfish) is the source of this 3658-nucleotide messenger RNA. RefSeq names its product speckle type BTB/POZ protein like a (gene spopla). Gene Ontology annotation, biological process: regulation of proteolysis; proteasome-mediated ubiquitin-dependent protein catabolic process. The record is from RefSeq and is a predicted model, not a curated record. Gene Ontology annotation, molecular function: ubiquitin protein ligase binding. The coding region runs from base 443 to 1621 and encodes 392 amino acids. Gene Ontology annotation, cellular component: cytoplasm; nucleus. NCBI's taxonomy places the organism in Eukaryota, Metazoa, Chordata, Chondrichthyes, Rhinopristiformes, Pristidae. The transcript is spliced from 13 exons.
AAAUUACCGAGAUGUGACGAAGGUAGCCGAAGGGCGGCCGAUCGCCCCAAACAGUUGAAAGCCUGAACUUGUGUGGCGGCCGCGGACGUUAGGAGCCCUUCGGCGCCCGUGUGGCUCCGGCCUGGGGACUGAAAUUCUCUAGACCAGUUAAUUGAAUGGCUGUUGUAAACAAAAUACUAGAAGCAAUAAGUAAGGAUAACAUGACUGGACACCUUGGAAAUUUACAGCAGAUCAGGAAAAGCUAGUGUGGAUUUCUACGGAGGCAUGAACAUUCUGGCAAUGACUCCAUUCUAACCAAAAUACAAUAUUCCUGAGUGAAGGUAACGUUCCCUGGAUAAUUGGAAUUCACAGAUUAAAAAGGGCAACCAUAGAGUUGUUGCCGCUAGGAGAAACCCUGAAAUUCGCUGUGGCAUCUAGGUUCAAAACAGUGGACAAGCUGGCAAUGUCAAGGGUGCCAACACCCCCUCCGCCUGGAGAAAUGUCUAGUGGACCUGUGGCAGAGAGUUGGUGUUACACCCAGGUAAAAGUGGUAAAGUUCUCCUACAUGUGGACCAUCAAUAACUUCAGCUUUUGUCGAGAGGAAAUGGGUGAAGUUUUAAAGAGUUCAACUUUCUCAUCUGGGCCAAAUGAUAAAAUGAAGUGGUGCCUCAGAGUAAACCCAAAGGGUUUAGAUGAAGAAAGCAAAGACUACCUUUCCUUGUAUUUGCUUUUAGUUAGUUGUCCAAAAAGUGAAGUUCGAGCAAAAUUUAAAUUUUCUUUAUUAAAUGCAAAAAGAGAAGAAACAAAAGCUAUGGAAAGUCAAAGGGCAUAUCGAUUUGUCCAAGGCAAGGACUGGGGUUUCAAAAAAUUUAUCCGUAGAGACUUUCUUCUAGAUGAAGCGAAUGGUCUUCUUCCAGACGAUAAACUUACGCUGUUUUGUGAAGUGAGUGUAGUUCAAGACUCUGUUAAUAUAUCCGGCCAAUCAAAUAUGAAUACGUUAAAGGUUCCAGAAUGUCGUCUGGCAGAUGAUUUGGGGAAUCUGUUGGAAAGUUCUAGAUUCACAGAUUGCUCCCUUUAUGUAGGAGGGCAAGAAUUCAAAGCUCACAAAUCAAUUUUAGCAGCUCGUUCUCCUGUUUUUAAUGCUAUGUUUGAACAUGAAAUGGAAGAAAGCAAGAAGAAUAGAGUAGAAAUUAAUGAUGUAGAUCCAGAAGUUUUUAAGGAAAUGAUGAGAUUUAUCUACACAGGAAAAGCACCAAACCUCGAUAAAAUGGCUGACAACCUGUUGGCAGCUGCAGACAAAUAUGCACUAGAUCGACUAAAGGUCAUGUGUGAAGAAACUUUGUGUAGUAACCUCUCAGUUGAAAAUGUUGCAGAAAUUCUCAUUCUUGCAGAUUUGCACAGUGCAGAGCAACUGAAAGCACAAGCAAUAGACUUCAUUAACAGGUGCAGUGUUCUCCGACAACUUGGGUGUAAGGAUGGGAAAAACUGGAGUAACAACCAUGCCACUGAUGUAAUGGAGACAGAAGGCUGGAAAUCGAUGAUCCACUCCCACCCUCAUUUAGUUGCAGAGGCCUUCCGAGCACUGGCAACUGCACAGUGCCCACCCUUUGGUAUUCCACGCAAACGAUUAAAACAGUCAUAAUUGCGCUAGAGGACAUUAGGUACUGAUCUCGCUACUGACUUUGUGUAGAGGUAUUUCUACCUUGCACCCAUGCAGGAUGAAGUCCUUGUCACUUGCAUAUACAGGACACAACCUGAACUUUAACCGUCUUUUAAUUGCUCUGCUGAAGGAUGUGUUCCAGUAUGGUCUUCAGCUUUAAAUUAGUUUACAUGCUUUUCUCUCAGCCACUUAAACAGCCUUAAAUGAUUUUCAUCCUUCUAGUUCAGUUUAAAUAUUUUUUAAGUUUCUUUUUUUUAAAUUAAUGUGUGCCUUGUCAAAAGACUAGGCUAUGCAGAAUUGCAUCAGCAACCAAAAUGCAGAACCAUCCAUUGAAUAGUUGGGAAAGGCAAACAUAGCCUUUAACACUUUUCUAAAUGUUUGCCCUUCCACACAAGUAUAAUUAAUAAUUGAUUUCCCUGGGAGUCUACCUAUUAACCCUAAUUAGCCAGCAAUUGGAGCAAUUAGCUGUAACCAGUCAUCUUUUCAAUAUUUUUGAUUUGUGACUUUCCUCAUUACACAUUUGCAUUGUGGAUACUGUUGAAAUUCUGCAUGACAGCCUGAAAAGGAUGUACCAUUCAAUAGCACGUGUCCUUAAUGGGCCAGUGGUAUAUGAAGUACGUGGUUGGUUCGUGAACCACCAUUUUCUUUUUCAGUGUUUGUAAACUUUGUUUACAGUUUGGAAUUUCUACUGUACAGAUUUUUUUUGAAGAUUAAAUUCACAAUUUUGGCAGAAAUGUUAAAGACCUUUGUUACAAUUGUGUGAAAAUGGUUUGUAAUGUUCAGCAACCUUCUAGAACUUGAGAUUGCAACAUAACUAAAGUAAAAACACUAUAAUUUUGUGAUACUGAUGUACCCAAAACAUUGGAAUGAUUCAAUUAAAUAUAUUUAAACUUGAAUAAUGAAAGAGCAUUUCUGAAGACUACCCCUUUUGAAACUCCUAAUAACAAUGUUAAGACACUGAAGAUCACUUGAUCAAAUUAGUUUCCCAGAAUAUGUUUACGAUGUUUCUAUCCCUUUAACAAGGAAUUUCACACAAAUUUUCUGUUCUACCCAUUUUCCCUGAGGUGCUGAUUCUUUUGGAUCUAGAUCCAUGGGUGCCGGCCACCCACCACCGUCCAGUAUCUCGCCCAAGUGGCUGUUGUUCGAGUGUGAGUUUCAUAUGGCUAUUUAAACACUGGGGACAUUGCAGCCAAGCAUAUUGCAAUGCUUGCCCAACAUCCACAUAUGCAGUUCCAAUUACAUUGUUGGAUAGCGAUCAGAAAUGAGAACCCUGGAUAAUUUCCCAUUUUACCUGAGUGGGUUCAUAGCCCACUAAAGCAGUUCUACUGCUAGUUCAGCUAAAUCAUCCAGCUCAGCACAGCUUAGCAUUUGAAACAGAUCUUCCUGGUGCAUGUGGCUCAACUACUCACUGGAUAAAUUUACUGAGCCACUCUAAGGAGAAUUCCUUUUUUUAGAAUGAACAGGUAUUGUUAUCAAGUCAUUUGUCUGAGACACUGCUGAGGUAACACUGUAAAUUUUGUAGAAAACUCCACAUUUCAGGACAAUGAUUUUGCAAUGCCUCGAAUUGACGUUACAUGGCAAUUGAUUUGCUUAUGUUUUGCUAUUUUAUUUAUUAUGCAUCAAUAUAUUUCAUAAAACUUGUGUUAGGUUAAAGAAACUUUGUAAAACUUUAUAAAUGCAAUUGAAUGCACUAAUUUGUAUCAGCGUUCAUUCUGUAGGCUAUUGUUUUGUGAAAAUCAUUUUUUGUUAGAGAAGAGUGCUCAAAUAUUUUUAAAAAUUGGAAGUUAAAGAAGUCAAUGGGUUUAAGUUGUCAAUGUAUCUGUUUACUGUCAUAUCACAAAUUCAGAGAGUAUGGUUGCAUGAACUACACACCAUGAAAAUUUGAAUAAAACAAAUCUUUAAAAUGAGUUUUGAACUGCUUGUUCAAAAAUAAUGCUCAGUGCUUCUACUGAGGAGUUUGAAUAUGAAUAGUUUUUUUUAACUUCAUUUAUUUAUGAAUUAAUGAUUUCAGCUAGGAUG